Oldenlandia corymbosa var. corymbosa is the source of this 1722-nucleotide messenger RNA. Lineage: Eukaryota; Viridiplantae; Streptophyta; Magnoliopsida; Gentianales; Rubiaceae. The record is from the annotation of a GenBank genome assembly.
GAGUUGAUCAGUGAGAUGAGGCUGUUUUCCAGAGCAAAAUAUUCAUGUUUUCAUCUAGUUUCUUUAACAACUACCUUAUUGGCUGCAGUAGCUUUUUUGAGUGUGACAAAAAAUGGCUACAAGAGUUUCUCUUCAUUUUCUCUUACAUAUUCUACAUCGACAUGGAAAUCCUCCAUUCCUAAUCCUUCAUCAACAACUUCCUCAUCAUUCCUUGUAUCCUCUUUGGAGCCGAACCCUAAAUCUUCAUUGUAUCCAAAAUUCAAUAAUCCCAAGAUGCAGAAAGCGGUGGAGGGUCUAACUAGAGAUUUGAACGCUGAAAGCUUGAGGAGAAGAGGUACAAAAAGGGAUGUAAAAAUGGAGAAAAUUGAAUCUGGUCUAGCUAGAGCUCGGGCUUUGAUUCAAAAGACUUUAUCUGGUGAAUACCACCAAGAGAGUAGUCUGAAAGAUUCAAACUACAUUCCUCAUGGAGAAAUUUACAUAAACCCUCGUAUAUUUUAUAGGAGUUACUUUUUGAUGGAGAGGCUAUUCAAAAUAUUCAUAUAUGAAGAAGGGGAGCCUCCAUUGUUUCACAAUGGCCCAUUCAAUGAUAUAUACUCAUUGGAAGGAAUCUUGUUAAGCUCAAUGGAGAAAAGUGUACAAUUUCGAACCGAUAAUCCAGAUGAAGCUCAUGUAUAUUUGCUCCCUUUCAGUGUGGUAAUGAUCAUUCAGUAUCUUUUUGAUCCCAUCAUUAGGGAUAAGGCAGUCCUUGAACGUGUAAUUGGGGAUUAUGUUCGUAUCAUUUCCACCAAAUAUCCCUAUUGGAAUAGAAGCCUCGGAUCUGAUCAUUUGAUGGUUUCUUGCCAUGAUUGGGGGCCUCGUGCAACAUGGUAUGUACGUAAGUUAUACUUCACCUCCAUGCGAGCCCUUUGUAAUGCAAACACUUCUGAAUUCUUCAAUCCAAGAAAAGAUGUCUCCUUCCCGGAAAUCAAUCUCCAAACCGGAAAUAUUUCUGGGCUGACGGGAGGAUUUCCACCUGAAAAUCGAACAGUCCUAGCAUUCUUCGCGGGCGGUUUGCAUGGCCGAAUUAGGCCAUCACUUUUCCAACACUGGAUGAACAAAGACGACGACAUAAAAGUGUACGAAAAUUUACCAAAUGAAAUAUCAUAUCAUGAAAUGAUGCAAAAGAGCAAAUAUUGUUUAUGUCCAAGUGGACAUGAAGUCGCUAGUCCAAGAAUUGUGGAGGCAAUAUAUGCUGAAUGUGUUCCAGUUUUGAUUUCGCAGCAUUAUGUUCUUCCAUUUAGUGAUGUUCUCGAUUGGAGCUCGUUCUCAAUUGAAAUAUCCGUUGGUGAAUUGCCCAAUUUGAAGAGUAUUUUGAUGGGAAUCUCUGAAGAUAGAUAUAGAAGAAUGCAGGAGAGAGUGAAGCAAGUGCAAAGGCAUUUUUUGAUUAAUGAUCCACCAAAACCAUAUGAUGUGUUUCAUAUGGUAAUCCAUUCCAUUUGGUUACGGAGAUUAAAUGUCAGAAUUUAUGGUUAAUCUCUAGCGAUUGUAAAUCAACACCUCUCUCGUUGUUAGUUACUGUAAUUACCUUCUACAAUUUUAAUUCUCAGACUCGAGAGUUAUGGAAACUUGAAAACUCGCACUGCUUUGUUUUAAAGGUAGAAAUACUCGAUCAAUGCAACAAAGUGGACAUGGAAAAUGGGAAGAGCUCAUAAUAUCAUUCUCCAGUAAAAAUAUGUGUAGGGA